Molecule: messenger RNA, 3788 nt
Organism: Teleopsis dalmanni
Lineage: Eukaryota; Metazoa; Arthropoda; Insecta; Diptera; Diopsidae
Exons: 1
Coding region: 66-3725 (1219 amino acids)
Molecular function (GO): enzyme regulator activity; calcium ion binding; protein binding
Source: RefSeq, a predicted model, not a curated record
CUUUAUUACUCAUUCAAAAUUUUUAUUUCUUCUGUAAGUUGUGGAAUUUCUAAAUUAUUUGCAAAAUGUCUCGACGGGAAAAAGUUGCACAUUAUCUUCAAGCUAUCCCUCAAGCAAGAAUGAUUAAUCGUUUGACGCGUGAACAAAUAGCUGAUUUUAAAAGGGCUUAUAUGAAAUAUGACAAGGAUCGUGAUGGAAAAAUUACAAUGAAGGAAUUGGGGGGCCUUUUGAAAUUCCUUGGUAAGCAACCCAAUGACUCCAAAUUGCGUCAAAUGUUCGAACAGACGGAUCUAGAUAGAAAUGGGACAAUUGACUUCAGUGAAUUCUUGAACUUGAUGUCACGACAAUUGAAAAAACCUGAUGGUAGCGAGAGUAAAGAACCAAAAAAAGACAAUCGCUUAACUCCAGAUCAGAUUGCAGAAUUCAAGGAAAUUUUUCACAUGUUCGACAAAGAUGGUGAUGGCCACAUUUCACCUAUUGAACUAGGAAUCGUAAUGCGAUCAGUUGGUAUUUACCGUAAUGAAGAUCAAUUGCGGAAAAUGAUUGAUGAAGUUGACAUAGAUGGGGAUGGAGUGGUGGACUUUACUGAGUUUUUGAUGCUAAUGGCACGCUUUUCAAAAGAAACAGGCAGCCCAAAAAGUAUUCUUAAAGCAAAGGCAGCAGCGGUUAAUACUUUUAUAGACUCUAUUCCAAAAACAAAACAAACUGAUCGUUUCACUAAAGAACAGAUUGGUAAAUAUAAGAAAGCAUUUAUGAAAUUUGAUAGAGAUCAUGACGGUAAUAUCUCUGCCAAGGAAUUGGAAACAAUAUUGAAUUUUUUAGGUUCACCCACAACUGGGGUCAAAUUAUUAGAAAUGUUUGAAGUAGCUGAUAUAGAUAACAAUGGAACAAUUGAUUUUAGUGAGUUUUUAAAUUUAAUGUCACAGCUAUUAAAGAAAGCACCUAAGACCACUCGAUUAACUCCAAAUCAAGUAGCUGAGUUUAGGGAAGCAUUUAAACAUUUUGACAAAAAUGGUGAUGGUAAAAUUGACCCUGAGGAACUGGAAAUAGUUAUGCGAUCACUCAACAUCAAAAAAACUAAAGCGCAGUUACAAGAUAUAUUCAAUGAGGUUGAUUUAGAUGGUAAUGGAACAAUUGACUUCAGCGAGUUUUUAAUUUUAAUGUCUCGGCAAAUAAAGGAGUCUUGGAAAUCAAAGACCGUUCCUGACAAAAAAACGGCUGGUGUUAAGCGUUUUGUUAAAAUCAUUACUGAAGCAAAAAAAGCUGAUCACUUAACUACACAGCAGGUAUAUAAUAUCAGAAAAGCUUUUACUAAAUUCGAUAGUAAUCGUAAAGGUAGUAUCACAGAAAAGGAAUUCGAAGGUGUUAUGCAAACCUUUGGUACUAAACUCACUGAAACCCAACUACUAUAUUUGUUCCGUGAGUAUGAUUUAGAUGGCAAUGGAGAGAUAAACUUCUCGGAAUUAUUGCAUUUAAUGUCAAAGUUGAUAAAAGGUGACAUUAAGGAUAAUAUUCCAGCAAGAAUGGCAGAUCGUCUUAAUCCAGAACAGAUUUCUGAGUAUAGAGAUAUUUUUAAGGUGUUCGAUAAAGAUGGUAACGGUUAUAUUACAGCUAAAGAGUUGAAAGAUGUUAUGGAAUCGCUUGGAGCAAAUGUUACCCAAACUCAAUUGCAAGAGUUAAUACAAGAAGUUGAUUUGGAUGGUAAUGGAACUAUUGACUUUAGCGAAUUUCUAAUUUUAAUGUCAAGGCAGAAAAAGGGAGCAGUUGGCUACAGGAUUAACGUUAAAUCGAAAAGAGCUGCAGUUGAUCGCUUUGUUGAAACUGCUUCUAAAAGAAUGAGAAUCAAACGUUUAACUCCAGAGCAGAUAGCAAAAUUCAAGGAAGCAUUUUCAUUAUUUGAUAAAGAUUCGGAUGGCAAUAUUACACAAAACGAGCUAGAAACAGUUAUGCGAUCUCUAGGUGCAAAACCUACGGCGAAACAAUUGAAAAGUAUGAUGGAUGAAGCUGACAUAGAUGAUGGUGGAACAAUUGACUUCACAGAGUUUUUGAUAUUAAUGUUACGUUUGAUGAAUGAACCUGAUGGAUACAAGGUUAUUCCAAAAGGAGCAAAAGCUGUUGUUAAUCGUUUGGCUAUGGGUGCCUCUGUACCAAAAAAGAAGACCCGUUUAACUCCAGAGCAGAUAGUAGAAAUUAGGGAAGCUUUUAUGGUGUUUGAUAAAGAGGGCACAGGUGGUAUUACAUCGUAUGACGUUGAAAAAGUUAUGCGAUCAUUCAAUAUGCAUCCAACUGCUGAACAAUUAAAAAGUAUGGUUCGCGAGGCUGAUAUAGACGGUAAUGGAAUAAUAGAUUUUACCGAAUUUUUAAUGUUGAUGUCACGAGAAAUAAAAGUAAUAGAUAGUAAAACUACUCCUGCGGAAGAUUUAUAUGGUCUAACAGCGGAACAAAUUGUUGAAUUCAGAAAACUUUUUAUGUUUAUCGAUGAAGAUAGCGAUGGAACUAUAUCACUUGAGCAGCUUGGUAAUGGUAUAGAUCUUCUCGGUAUGCAUAUAACUGAAGAACAAUUACAAGACAUGUUCUAUGAGGCUGAUGUUGAUGGCAGUGGAAAAAUUGAAUUCACGGAAUUUUUGCUUCUAAUGUCACCACUAGUGAACGAAACAGGUGAAUAUAAAUACAUUCCUAAAGCACAAUUGACUGAUCAUUUCGAUCCAGAACAAAUUGCUGAAUUCAAAGAAUCUUUUGCAUACUUUGAUAAAGAUUGUGAUGGUAACAUAACAGCCAAAGAACUAGGAAUACUAAUGCGAUACCUUGGUACGAAUACUACCGAGGCUGAAUUGAUUGAUAUUGUUCGUAGUGCUGAUGUAGAUGGUAGUGGUAAAAUAGACUUUAUCGAAUUUUUGAUUAUUCUUUCAAAUAAAAUGAAAGAAGAAUGUAACUGUAUAAGCAUUCCAAAAAUAAAUGUUGGUGAUCGUUUAUCUCCAUAUCAGAUUGCUGAAUUUAGGGAAGUUUUUACACGUUUCGAUAACGACAAUGAUGGUUAUAUUUCAGGAAAAGAACUAGGAAGCAUUAUGCAAGCUCUUGGCUUGUAUCCCACUGAGUCCCAGUUGCGUCAAAUAUCUCACGAUGCACAUAUACAGUGGAAAGGAAGAAUUGAUCUCACUUCUUACUUCACGUUAAUUUCCUACUAUAUGAAAGAUAUGGGUGGCUAUAAACGAGUAACUGAAAUUAAAUUUCCUAUCGCAAACUGUUCAGAUAAGGAAAUUCCUAUACCCAAAAAAAAAAUUCAACACUUCACUCCGGAAGAGAUUUCAAAAUUCAGAGAAACCUUUGUAAUGUUUGAUGUUGCCGGUAAUGGUGCUAUCACAGCUAAUGAAUUAGCAACUGGUAUGCGGCAUUUAGGUAUGAAUUUUAAGGACACUGAAGUACAGAUAAUGUUUAACGAAGUUGAUGUAGAUAGACGUGAAAUAAUAGGAUUUGAUCAGUUCGUAAAAUUGAUGUCAUUCCAGUUAAAAGAUACGGGGAGUUAUGAAAAAACUUAUGAAGCUUUUCGUGUUUUCGAUAAAAAUGGAACAGGUCGUAUAUCUAUGAAUGAACUGCGAUGCAUAAUGACAAGCUUGGGAGAAAAAUUAACAAAAGAAGAGGUAGAGGAAUUGAUACAAGAUGCUGAUAUAGAUGUGAAUGGUCAAAUAAAUUAUGCUGAGUUCAUUGCAUAUAUGAUUUCUAAGUAAAUUUUAAUUUAAACUGUUAUUCCAUAAUAUAAUACAGAAAGAAGAAAUACAUUAGAUAAAGAU